Suillus subalutaceus is the source of this 2406-nucleotide messenger RNA. RefSeq lists its product as uncharacterized. The transcript is spliced from 4 exons. NCBI's taxonomy places the organism in Eukaryota, Fungi, Basidiomycota, Agaricomycetes, Boletales, Suillaceae. The coding region runs from base 98 to 1939 and encodes 613 amino acids. The record is from RefSeq and is a predicted model, not a curated record.
GGCGUGUUCACCGACAGGGAAACACCUCUUAUCAACCCACAUUCCAAUAAUAAUGAAACCCAUCAUGGACCUCCCCUUCCCCCACUAACGCGAUACCAUGUCUUCAGAACCUCCCAUGACUUCUCCUCCUCUACCUUCACCAAAUGGAAUAAUAAAUAAUCAUUCCAAUGCUCAGCUCGCACAUCUACUACAUAACAGUUAUUGCGACAAUGACAGACUCACAAAAGAACUUGGCAACACAAAGAAACGGCUAGAAAAAGCAGAACGUCUGCUAGCAGAAUUUCAAGCUGCAACCGUUAAUGGUGCUCCCCUCUCAGGCGAGGCUCGUCGUGUCAUCGAAGAAGCUGAGGCACGUGUAGCCCAUGCUGAUAGACAGAGAGACGAGGCAGAAGCACGCAGACGAGUUGUUUUCGAAUCUUACGAAGAACUCAAUAAAUACCUCGCCGCCAUCGAAUCUCGUGCUGCAGACGCACGUGCUGGUUUUCAGCGCAUCCUUAGAGAUGCAGGCGGUCAUCUUGUCUUGACCCCAAUCCCAAAUCAAAUUCAGCAUGACCACAGCCCUUACUCUGCCAAUCCCAGCAUCACUGUAGAGCCCCCACCCCGUUCAUACCCUCGAUCUCAUCAUCGCUACACCUCCUCGUCACUUAGUUCUUCUGCACUCCCUCCAGGCCCGCUCCCUCCACCACCAUCUACUCGUGGCGUCCGUCCUCGCUCAGGCAGCUUCGAUGACCCUUCCUAUCUCAUUGCACUACCCCAGCCUCCUUCCAAACGACUACGUAACGAACGUGGUGAAUAUGACCACAGGCCCCCCCUCUCCGCUAGCUCCAUGUCACGCGGACGUAUCCCUGACAUCGAUCCCCACACCCAACAGCUUCCCCAGAUUCAACACCUCAACCACCAUCUUACCAUUCAGCCUACUCUUAAAUCUCACUCCCGCUCCAGCAGCCACUCUAGUGUCCGUGCUACUUCGCAGGACAUCGAGGAUCUCCUCCUUGACGCUGCCACUGAUGAAAGGAGCGUUCUGAAUGCUCGUGAACAACAGCCACAAUCUCCUCGUGCCGUUUUGGCUGCCCACCAGUCAAGGGGUAUCCCCGUAGGUCCAUUAGAUCAGCCCGGGGAGCUCAGGACCUAUCAAACUCAUAUUUUUGCCCCUCCCGUUACUGGCGCUCCCCAAAAGAAAGGCAAACCAGGGUCAAGCGCAAAUAUCACUCAUAAUGGCUCCCCACUAACACCUCCUAACGCCCUCGUCACUCCCAUCGCACCAGUUCCUCCGCCUGCCAUUCCCCCCACCACCUCGUUCCCCCCCACUAACGCUAUCGGCCAGCGCAUCUGCCGCCAAUGCGGCUUACCAGGGCGCUACAAAGACAACAAGUGCGUCGAAAAAUGGGGCCCUGGGCCAGAAGGGCCUGGUACGGUGUGCGAUCGCUGUAGAAAAAAAAUGAAGCGUGUAGAACGGCGGGGAACAACCGACGCAAAUGUGGGUGGCAGUAACAACGCCAGUGCAGCUCGAUUGCACCGUACGGAUACCAUUCCUGUCAGUGCGAUUGCCGGGACACAGAGACAAACACAGUCGCAGUCGCAAGUCUUUCCAAGCUCAGCGUCUUUCGUGCCGCCUGUGCUUUUACAGGAUAAGAAACGCACUAGUGGGUCUGCAAAGGACCGUGAGAGAGAUCGGAACCGUGACCCUCCCUCCCCACCCGCGAUUGCUACUCUACAGACCACAGACGACGAAGACCCUGGACGAAGACGACGGGGUGCGGUGUCCUCUGCGCAACAUCUUCCUUCUCCGCACUCCGACCCCAACACAGAUCCAGACGCAGACGGCGAAGGCGAUGCGGAUGUAGACGCGGAGUUGAGAGAAGCAGCCGAUGCCGCUGCUGACCACCGCAGUGCGUCUUCGACUGGCAUGAAGGAGGAAGACAUGGAAGUUGGGGAGUAAGCACAUGAAGGCCGAAAUGACUCCAAAAAAUUCGUGAAGGCUCUACACGGCGAGAAGAUGAAUGUAAUAUUUCUGCGCGUUCAUAUGUCUUGCGCUUCCUUGAUCGCCGUCCUCGCUCCCCGGACUCUGCUGUCUUGCUGUUUCUCGUCUUAGAUCUCCGGUGACCUUCGAUAUUGAUCAUCGUCCAGUCGAAUUUCUUUCUAUCACCUAAUGCAAACCAUCCAAUCGGAUUACCCCACACCCCAAUCAUAUGUUUUCGUCCCAUGCUCGUCUCGCUAUCUGCAACUGUUGACCUCGUGCUCUUUUUUGUUUCAUUUUUUUGUGUUUUUUCUUCUUCUGCUUCAUGCGGUUCAUCCUCCAUCAUUUCAUGCUAUCUGUAUCAAUUCAACUAGUCCGUGUCGAGUCGAUCAGUCCGCGUUAAGUCAACAGGUCUGUGCUUUGUCGACGCUGUGCAUCACACAUACCCU